Molecule: messenger RNA, 2235 nt
Organism: Symbiodinium necroappetens
Lineage: Eukaryota; Dinophyceae; Suessiales; Symbiodiniaceae
Source: the annotation of a GenBank genome assembly
AUGGUGUUGCCCGCCGUUCGGCUUGGGGAAUAUGUUUCCAGAAGACUGGAAGAAAUGAAGAACGACGUAUUUAAGAGCAUCCAGGUCCUGUUGGCCGAGCAGUUGAACGAAGUGUGCAAAGACUUGGAGUCUUUCGCCACCGACCAGCUGCAGGACGACAAGAAGCCUGAGGCCGAAGAGGAGUGGGAGGCUGAGAUCUGGAAAGUGAGCCCGGAGGAUAGCGAGCUCGACUGGCCAGCCGCAGAGUUGUCCGACAGCCGGGUAGCUAGCCCGGCGGCCUUGGAUGACUACAGCUCCUUCGAAUCGGAGGAAGGUCGAGAAGUGUCCUUCCGCGACAUCGCAGAAAAAGGGGACCUGUCUGAAGGGCCAACGUACAGCUUUGGCACCAGUCCUCUCCAUCAGAUUUGGAAUAGUGAGGACCUUCACUCACGAAGCGGAGUCUCCAAGAGUUCCGCCGGCAUGACAGGGAUGGGCCAGGACUUUGUGGGUCGCCUGACCCAGAAAUCCACCCUCCGUUCGGGAAUGGAGGUUCAGGAGCAUGGCCGCCUCUUGCAAAAAGCUGUGAUGAGGCCUGGAUGCAAACGGUGCCUCGUGUGGGACGCUGUUUGUAUCAUAGCGAUUGUUCACGAUGCACUGAUGAUUCCGGUGCUCUCCGCGUUUCCCAUCGAGCGCGUCGGUCUGCCGCGUCGACUGGAGAUUGCGAGCAGCAUCAUCUGGACGAUGGAUCUCUUUGUCACCUUUCUGCGUGGCUUCCUCGACGUGCGGACAGGCUUCGUGGAGAUGAGAAUCAGGAACAUUGCCUGGAACUACAUUACGCACUGGUUCGUGGCAGAUCUAAGCAUGAUCGUCAUAGAUGCGGUAUCACUUUUUGCUAUUGAGGAUGAUACGCUGGAGGCUCUUACGCUGCUACGCCUCUUGAGGAACAUACGCCUGCUACGAUUGUUGAAGAUGUCCGACAGGUUCACUCUGUUGCGCGAGCUUUUUUCUUCCUUGGAGUAUGAACUUGAGUGGACUUCGGUGUACCUUGCUACGUUCAUGGGCAUUUUGCAGCACCUUGGUGUCAUUGCGCUACUAUGUCAUUUCACGGGGUGUGCAUGGUAUGGCCUCGGUGGCAUGACAACAGCCGACGCAACUUGGGUGAAGGAUCAUGCUGAGCUCCGAGGACUGCAUGUCAAUGGUUCUGGUGGCUCCGUAAUGUAUAUGUACGCUACUAGUGUGCACUGGUCGUUGACCCAGUUUACACCGGCUGCCAUGGAUGUGGUUGCUACAAACACGCCAGAGCGGAUAUUUUCGGUGGUUAUCUGCCUGGGAGGCCUUAUUGCUUUCAGUUUUUUCUUGGGAACUAUCAACCAGUCUUUUGCGAAGCUGCGCAGCCUCACGGCACAAGACACACGCCAAAGGAAGCUGGUGAGGCGCUAUGUCGCAGACAAGCACGUCUCCGCAGACCUCUCAAGUGAGAUUCUGGCAUGCAUCCGCCAGCGAGGGCUAGGCAAGGCCAUGGGCAAGAUUGUCUUCUCAGACAUCAAGGCUUUUGAGAGCCUUCCCCACAGGCUCAUGCGACGGUUGCAGGAGGAAGUGGGGAUUCCCGUCUUGGAGAAGCACGGAAUGUUCAAGUACCUGACCUACCUCAGCAUAUCCGAUGUGUCACGGACAUGCCACUCCGCACUCACUGAGCAGAGCAUCGUCUACGGAGAGGAGGUUUUCCAAGCUGGCUCUGUGAGCACGGGCAUGUAUUUGCUCCAGUCUGGUCACCUCGCAUACACCUGGGAGGCGUCACCUCACAUCCUCGAGGACGUCCUUCCGGACCAGCGUGCAAGCGAAGCGGCCUUAUGGGUGAGGUGGGAGCAUCGCGGUCGCAUGGCCUGUGCUGACCAAUCUUGCCAUCUCUUUCAGGUCAGUCUAAAUGCCUUCCACAAGAUCAUGGACCGCAGCGAUCAGAAGAGUCUGUGCGCAAUGUAUGCUCGAAACUUUUCCCGUGCUCUGGAGGAUCACGAUAAACAUUGUCCAGUCACCGAUCUUUUCGGCGACGACGAGAUCGUUACCAAGCUUCUGCAGCCGAUUCGAAUUUGGCAGGCAGGUAUCAUCAGCCUCAUGCCCACCUCAAACAGCGAGAUGCAGGCUCGCGCUGCCUUUCUCGCGUGGAAGUCGCUGACGCGCACCACACGGGAGAGCCGGUCUGCUGGCAAAGCCCGUUGGCAUCAUGCCCUUCAUGUCUCCGGCCGAUGGGGCCGCUGA